This is a messenger RNA of Dovyalis caffra, 501 nucleotides long. NCBI's taxonomy places the organism in Eukaryota, Viridiplantae, Streptophyta, Magnoliopsida, Malpighiales, Salicaceae. The record is from the annotation of a GenBank genome assembly.
AUGAAGAAUUCUCUGUGCAGGGCACUUGCAAGAAUCGCUACCUCACAACCAACGAAAAGGCGAAUUCCUCCACUAAUCCUCCUGCUUCAACAAUCACCUUCUUACUCCACCACCAAAAAGGAGCACUCCCCACCGACAACUACAAGCUCAAAAACACCACCUUUACACAAGAAAUCACCUUCCUCUGCAGAUUUUCCAAGGCCUAAUGAAAUUCCAUUUCAAGCAAAGGUUGCUAAUUCCAUUAGUUUAAUUGGAUAUAUCAAUAUGCCUAUUCAAACCCAAGUUUCAUCUCCUGAUGACAAGUUUUGGGCUGCCACUAUUAUUACCCAGGAACCUUCUUAUCAUUCUCCUGCUCUUUGGAUUCCGAUAAUAUUUGAAGGCGAUUUGGCUCAUAUUGCUGCUUCACACUUGAAGAAAGGAGAUUUUGUCUACAUAGGUGGGCAGUUAAGUAAUGACCCCCUCCUUUCCCUGAAAUGCAGGAUCAAGCCCAAGUUCAGGUAA